Messenger RNA from Triticum aestivum (bread wheat), 2163 nucleotides. RefSeq lists its product as uncharacterized. The transcript has 2 exons. The record is from RefSeq and is a predicted model, not a curated record. NCBI's taxonomy places the organism in Eukaryota, Viridiplantae, Streptophyta, Magnoliopsida, Poales, Poaceae. Gene Ontology annotation, molecular function: zinc ion binding; nucleic acid binding. The coding region runs from base 877 to 2001 and encodes 374 amino acids.
UUAGGUCCAUUGUUUAUGAUUUGUUGGCUUGAAUCGACAACAACUUUGCGAUGCAUUGUAGGAAUUUGACUUUGCAUCUUGAAUUUUUUAUAUUUAUGUUUCCGACGUCUUGAUUUGUUUUUAUCUGAUGAUUUUGGGCUUUCAAUGUUUAAAGUUCAAAAUACAAAAGAACAAUACCAUGUUCUGAUUGAAAUAGGCUAUGCCAUCAGUGCAAUUAUUUUAUUGCUGUUAAAUCUGAUAUAACAAAGCUUAAGCAUAGCAUACACUUGAAAAGUUAAAAUGGAAUAAUGUCGUUGGAGAUAUUUUUCAAAGUGGAAUACUGUAACAUAGAUAAUUAUACCAUGCAUCUUUACCCUUUAAAUCUGUCGUAGUCACUUCUACAGUUAUUAUUUUGUAGUAGCAUUCACACGCACAUUGAAUUCUUCUACUGGGACUUCAAAUUUACAACAUUUUCUACUUAGCUUUUAGAAAAAUGUUGGGCUGUGUCUUAUCUGUAUUUCAGUGUGUGUGUGUGUGUGUGCGCUUAUGGCCCAUGUGGCCCAUGUGGCCCAUGUAACCCUGCAGCCUAUAUAUGUGCUGCCCCCUUGUACAGGAAACCCUAACUCCAAUAGAAUACAAUACUAGGCCAUCUUUCUAUCCCAGCCGCCACCCCUCUCUCCCCUGAUUCUACAUGGUGUCAGAGCUUGGGUUCCCAAUCCCAGCAGUGGUGAUGGUGGUUGGCUGGUUGUGCUUGCUGGCGAUUGUCUGAGAGGAGAAGGCUUGUGUGGAAGAAGGAGAGGUGGAAUCCCAGAUCUGAGGGGAGGAGGUAGUAGAGAGGUGAAAGUGGGGAGCAGUGGUUGCUGGAGGUUGCUAGUGGUGUGAUUCAAGAUUGGAAAGAUGGGGGACAACCAGGGGUUGGUAAAGGCGUUGGAGAAGCUAGCUGAGCUCAUCACUGUCAAGGCAGAGGGUGUGGCUUCCCCAGGUGUGCUUGUUCCUCAGCCUGAGGUGAUACAGAAAAUAGAACUGAUGCCAAAUGAAAUCAAGAUGGAAGGGGUCACAAACUACCUAAGCUGGUCCAGAAGGGCAUUGCUAAUAUUGAGGACAAAGGGGCUGGAAGGCUAUGUCAGAGGGAAAGUAGAUGAACCGGCGAACAGGGCAAGUGAAGAGUGGAAGAAGUGGAGUGUCAUUGACUCUCUGGUGGUGGCAUGGCUGCUGAACUCCUUGACCCCAUCCAUUGCAGCAGCCGUGGAGACUCUUCCCCAUGCAGCAGAGGUAUGGAAAACCCUGGAAACAUUGUACUCCGGGAAAGGGAACAUAAUGCUUAUGGCGCAGAUUGAGGAUAGAGUAAAUGAGCUAAAACAAGGGGAUAAGUCGGUGAUGGAGUAUGUAGCAGAAUUGCAGCAUUUGUGGGCUGACUUAGACCACUAUGAUCCACUGGAGUUACCACAUUCAGAAUGUAUAGUUGCUACUAAGAAGUGGGUAGAGUGUAGGAGAGUGAUGAAAUUCUUGAAGGGACUUAGCUCAGAAUUUGAAGGAAGGCGUGCUGGGUUGUUUCAUCAGCCAAAGCUCCCCUCGCUUGAGGAGGCAGUUGCAGCAAUGGCACAGGAGGAGGUCAGGUUGAAGUUGACCAGGACUGGAGAAGCGAAUGCAUCUCGCUCAGCAUUUACUGUGUCUGAAUGGAAGGAGACAAGAGAGUGCUUCAACUGUGGAGAGAAAGGUCACAUAAGCAUCAAUUGCACAGCACAACGCAGAGAAAUACGUGGUAGGGGAAGAGGUUACAGCCGAGGUGGAUACCGGGGAGUUAGAGGCAGAGGUAACUCGAGGGGUUCGAAUUAUUCCAGUGGCUUCAAAGCAAACUUGGCUAACUUGGCAACGCAAGAAGAAGGGACGUCAACAACCUCUCAAGAGGAGUCGAAGAGUAGAAGCCAGGAGGACAACACCUUCGGGAACUUUGCCCACUUUGUCUACACAGGGGAAGGAGAGGAUGACUGGAAGGAAACUUGGGACAGGAACCAGGCGUAGUGGAUUGUGGUAUAUGGAUCGUGAUGUGUCUAGGUCUGGUGCUAGUCCUAUUUUGGCUGUACUAGUUGGAGUAAGUGAGACAAUGGCGAUGAUCCAUCACUGUCGCAUGGGGCAUAUGGCUUUUGAUAAGAUGAGUAAGAUGUUUCCUGAUGUAAUGCGUGG